Messenger RNA from Macrosiphum euphorbiae (potato aphid), 1158 nucleotides. NCBI's taxonomy places the organism in Eukaryota, Metazoa, Arthropoda, Insecta, Hemiptera, Aphididae. The record is from the annotation of a GenBank genome assembly.
AUGGGCGGUAAUGUGUCACAACUAGAAAGAGAUAUCGGAUCAGAUCAGUUUCCUCCAAAUGAGCAUUAUUUUGGUUUAGUUAAUUUUGGAAAUACAUGCUACAGUAAUUCAGUUCUUCAAGCUCUUUAUUUUUGUAAACCUUUUCGAGACAAAGUAUUAGAAUACAAAGCUCGUAAUAAAAGAAAUAAAGAAACAUUGCUCACAUGUUUAGCUGAUCUAUUUCAUAGUAUUGCUACUCAAAAAAAGAAAGUUGGGUCCAUAGCCCCCAAAAAAUUUAUAAAUAGACUUCGAAAAGAGAAAGAAGAAUUCAAUAACUAUAUGCAACAAGAUGCUCAUGAAUUUUUAAACUUCCUUAUAAAUCAUAUUAAUGAGAUUAUUCUUUCUGAACGUAACCAAACGAAUUGUAAUGGUAAAUCUAAAUCAAUUACACCUAAUAUUGUUGAUGGAGAAUCAACUACUAGUAGCAUCACUAGCUCAAGUAGCCAUAAUCAAGAUCCAACUUGGGUACAUGAAAUAUUUCAAGGGAUACUAACGAGUGAAACUAGAUGUUUAAACUGCGAAGAAGUCAGCAGUAAAGAUGAAGACUUUUUCGACCUCCAAGUAGAUAUAGAUCAAAAUACUAGUAUUACACAUUGUUUACGUUGUUUUAGCAAUACAGAAAUGCUUUGUAGUGAUAAUAAAUUUAAGUGUGACAAUUGCUGUAGCUAUCAAGAAGCCCAGAAAUGUAUGCGGGUCAAAAAAUUACCUAUGAUAUUGGCAUUGCAUUUGAAAAGAUUCAAAUACAUGGAACAAUUUAAUAGGCAUAUAAAAGUAUCUCAUAGAGUUGUUUUCCCUUUAGAACUUAGAUUAUUUAAUACGUCUGAUGAUGCUGUUAAUCCAGACAGAAUGUACAAUCUUGUAGCUGUAGUUAUACAUUGUGGCAGUGGGCCAAAUAGAGGUCAUUACAUUAGCAUAGUUAAAAGUCAUGAUUUUUGGCUACUGUUUGACGAUGAUAUGGUUGAUAAAAUUGAUCAAUCUGCUAUUGAAGAUUUCUAUGGUCUCACGUCAGACUUACAGAAGUCGUCAGAAACUGGUUAUAUACUUUUUUAUCAAUCUAGAGAUGCUGCUGAAAUAUCAAAAUCUGGUAUGGCUGAUUCAAAAUCAAGUCAUUGUAAAUGA